Molecule: messenger RNA, 2680 nt
Organism: Acipenser ruthenus (sterlet)
Lineage: Eukaryota; Metazoa; Chordata; Actinopteri; Acipenseriformes; Acipenseridae
Exons: 6
Coding region: 316-1404 (362 amino acids)
Biological process (GO): negative regulation of TOR signaling; negative regulation of protein kinase activity; neurotrophin TRK receptor signaling pathway
Cellular component (GO): cytoplasm
Source: RefSeq, a predicted model, not a curated record
CAUUUAUAAUAUUUACCACCUAGGGAAUGACCGUGCAGGAUGCAUUUGGGACGAGAUAUCGAGAAAUCUGCUUUUUUAAUCGUGCAUACCAGCGAGAAAUGAAGUUGUUUACCUCGCCUUGGUUUAUAAUCCCAUUAUUGAGGCGUGGAGCGGCGAGGCUGGUGGUCUUGUUUUAUUUUGGGGUCGGAAACGAAGCAGCCGAGGGGGGGUGAAGGGUGAGAGUGUGGGGGGGGGGUUGGGGGCAGAUGAAUAAAGACUCACGGAAGACGGAAUUACAAACGCUUUGAAUUUCGGACAGCAACAGAAAAGUCUGCGAUGGCUUUGAUGAUAUCAGCGGCGUCCAGCGACGUUCCUGACAACCACAGAGGAAGCUGGGAGGCGCUUCUCCAGGCGGCUGACGCUUACAGCAGGCAGAGCGGGGGGGAAGUGGCCGUGCUGUCGGCCCAGAGGAAGUACGGAUCGCGGCGCGGGGGGGCGGAGCCCAGCCUGGGGGAGGAGCGGAGCUACACCGUGUGGGGGGCUGGGGCUCUGGCGGAGUCCGCCCGGCGUUACCUGGACGACAUCGCCGUGCUCCACGGAACCCUCUGCCUGACCUCGGCUCGGGUCGGGUCUGGACGGAGCAGGACCCCGGACAGAAUCUCCAUUGCGAGCGGGUUCAGUUCAGCCGAAGUGGGAGGAGCCAGCCCCAGCGGCCAGAACCUCUACUCGCAGAGCUACCCGUCAAUCUACAGCGGGGGCGUGGUCUUGGGAGGCGGGGGCGGGGCUAACGGAAUCGGCCAUGAGGCCUCCGGGUCGCUAGAGGGCGCCGUCCUGACAGAGCAGGGAAACAAACACAAUCUCCUGCUGCAGAUGGGAGAGGGCGAGGUGGCGGGGCCGAGGGGCGGGGCCAGCGACCGGGGGGAGGAGCUAGAAGAUGAGGAGGAGGAGGAGGAAGAGGAGGAUGAUGAAGAGAUAGAGAGACGCAAUAGAAACCUGAAUGAAGCAACAGCGAUGUUUGUGAUGGAUGAAGAUUCUACAUCUCAGGACUGUGAACCUUACUUUGAGUCGGACGCAGAAGAGGAAGCAAGUACUGAUGACUCCUCUCUCAGUGAGGAUCCCCCCCUCUCCUCUCGCUCAGUCUUCUCCCGGCCGCCCCCCCCCUCUCGCUCGCUCUCCCAGCAGCACCUCGCUCGCUCGCUCCCCGUUUCCGUGCCGAUUUGGGGGUACAGAGAGUUCACGGGGGGGCACGCUCCGAGCCACGCGGAGAGUCACAGCGGGGAACAGCGGGCUGGCUGUUUCGAUCUGGAUCACAUCGCUGCCAGUAUCCGCGCUCUCACUGUCAGAGUCACCGACGGGACGGAGAUGUUUGGAGACUUACCCCGACCCCGACUGAACACGGGGGACUCCCAGAAACCCAAAUACUGAGGGGAGGGGGCGGGGGAGUGAUAUAGACACAGACACACAGAAACACAAAUACUAAGGGGAGGAGAGAGAGAGAGAGAGGAGAGGAGAGGAGAGAGGAGAGGAAUGCUGUGUUUAAUAUAGAGAGGGGGAGAGAGAAACAAACACUAAGAGACACUGAGAGAGAUAGACAGACAUACAGACACUAAGACAGACAGACACUGAGAUAGAUAGACACUAAGAGACAGACAGAGAGAGAGAUAGACACUGAGGCACGAAGAGACAGACACACAGACACUGAGACAGUAAGAGACAGACAGACAGACACUAAGAGACAGACACACAGACAAUCCCAAACAUUUCAAUAUAACACUAGACACUAUUGUCACACCAAACUUGAUCCCAUGUCAGGUCACUAGGGGGCGCUGUCUCUUCUAUAAAGAUACUGGCUGUGUUACACUGUGGCAGGCAGCUGAAUUAAUGUGUUGAAAUGCUUUGUAUUGUUAAAGAACUACAGCUCCCAGCAUGCCUCGCCAUGGCCGCGGGUGCAGAGGCAUGCUGGGAGCUGUAGUCCUAUAGUCAGGGCUGGAGCGAUUCACUGUGUCUCGAUGAAUCGCGAUGCUUUCUUUACAUGAUGUGUCGUAAUAGAGGUCUGUAUCGCUUGUGAUACGAGACCGCAGCAUAAAGAACUACAGCUCCCAGCAUGCCUCACCAUGGCCGCGGGUGCAGAGGCAUGCUGGGAGCUGUAGUCCUAUAGCCAGGGCUGGAGCGAUUCACUGUGUCUCGAUGAAUCGCGAUGCUUUCUUUACAUGAUGUGUCGUAAUAGAGGUCUGUAUCGCUUGUGAUAGGAGACCGCAGCAUAAAGGACUACAGCUCCCAGCAUCCCUCGCCACGGCCGCGGGUGCAGAGGCAUGCUGGGAGCUGUAGUCUUAUAGCCAGGGCUGUCCCGAUUCACAAUACAAUAACUAGGGCAGCGCAGCCAGAACUGAAGAGCAGCUCCUGAACUCACAGUCAAAACAACACAGACUCAGAGACUCAGAAAUAAGAAAUGUAAUUUCUGUGAUUUUUUUUUUAAUUGACACCAAGAAAGACUUUCUAGUCAUUAGUCAUUGAAUUCACACUGAAGACAGUGCGAGACGUCCCAUGCAUAAGAAACUGUGGAGAUUGAAUACUUAGUAGUGUCUUAAGAUUUCUAGCUACUGCAGUUGCUUCUUGUGAGCAGCAGGUGGGGAUGUUGCUACGAAUACACUUCAAAAAACUUAAAAUCCGAAAAUAAAAGUUAGUAACUGUUUUUAUUGAA